Orbicella faveolata is the source of this 1651-nucleotide messenger RNA. RefSeq lists its product as uncharacterized. The record is from RefSeq and is a predicted model, not a curated record. Lineage: Eukaryota; Metazoa; Cnidaria; Anthozoa; Scleractinia; Merulinidae.
GGAAACCUUAUUUGUAGCGGUGGAAUCCUGUUUACUGGGAAUCACUUCAUGAAAGUUAGUGUUCUCGUGAGUGCAUGCAACAUAAGAUUUUUGAGAAAGGUGCUUGUUAUUAUAUUCAAAGGAAAUACCUCUGGCCAGUGGUGAACAACCAUUACAUUGUCCAGCAGAGAGAAAUUCUUCAGUCAUUUAGAGGACAACUUCUAAUGCUUGCCGGUGACGGACGAUGUGACAGUCCUGGUUACAGUGCCAAGUAUGGGACGUACAGCGUGAUGGAAGUGACGACAGAAAAGAUCGUGGAUUUUUCCCUUGUGCAGGUAUUUGAAGUUGCCAACUCCAAUGCUAUGGAGAAGGAGGGGUUGAAAAGGUGCUUUGAAUUCUUAGAAAGAGAUGGUCAAGAGAUCGACUUGCUGGCAACAGACUGGUAUUUAUCUUUGACUAAUGGCAGGUGCCUAACUAUAGCUAAAAAUGAUCCAAAGCGUAGAUCUACAAAUCAGAAAAGCAUGCCGUUAAACAGUCUGAAAAUAGCUAUUUGUGCAACAUUAUCCAGAUUUAACUCGCGUAAAUUGAUGAAACCUUCAAUAUACCACAUUUUCUAUGGGUUUACCGCCGUAAUAACCUACUUAAGAUGCUGGGACAUCACUCGAAAAAUCGACGUUUUAUUUUUGAUAUGCAGGCAUCUCCAAGUUGUCGCAAUGAUGAGAGCGGAAAAGGUCCACAUCAAACACAGAUUCGGUCCAUGGCACUUGACAAAGUCCGUGCACAAAAGUAUUGCUGCUGCGUCCAAGAAACGCGAAUGCGGUGAUCUAUUGCCAUGGACCGCAUCUGUAGUUAAUCACUUGUGGUGGUGCGCGGCAACUUCUGAUGAGGAUCAACUGCUUUGCCAAGAGAAAUGGAAAUCAGUCGUUUACCACGUGGCUGACGUACACGAAUGGCCUGAUUUCCAAUUAUUUUCGGCUUGCGACCAUGAUGAACUUACUAAUGAGCAGAGAAGAAACAAAGUAUGGCUUCCAAUUGGAUCUCCUGCACACAACGCUCUGAAGGAAGUGGCAUGGAAACCUAAGCUCCAGAAGGAUAUCCGUCUCCUGGCUGAUUUAGUUCAAACCGGAUUUUUAGAGGUGUUCCAUGGCUCAAUGGCAAAGAAAUAUGUGAAUAGGUAGCAGCAUUAUUCCUACAACGGGAUGGUUAGCAGAACGGAGCUUGCUGUUAUUGAUCACAACUGCAAUGUGGGGAGAGGGGUGGCCACCACCACUUCUGGAGAUGAGCGCUACAAGUGGGUCUAUCCAAAGCUACAGAAACAGUGGGUGGCGAAGCGCAUAUACUAAGACAAGUCAUAUCAGUUUGUCCACGCUCUUCUGAGUGAUACCAUUUUACUGAAGAAGGGGGAGAUUGAAGUUCCCGACCUUGAAAGGCCACACCUUCCAUAAAAUAUUGCACCAAAUCCCCGUGGAAACAAAGAAGACAUCAUUGCAAUGUAUGUGUCAAGACUUCAAUAACAAUUUUUCUUAUUACAAAUGACAAGGUAUUGUUAUAUGGUACCACACUAUAAACAGUCUUUCCUGUGAAUUUACUUUUACAUUUUUACGUUCAAUUUGUUUCAGGGCUGCAUGAACGAAUUGUUGUGAUUAAGAAUUUUUUUUGAACAAUGAAACAA